AUGGCUCUCUUGGAGGGGAUGGUUCGCGCAGCGUGUCGGCCGCAAUCCAUUCCAGCCCCCAGGGCCUACUCCUCCCCACUAACGAAAAUGCUGCAAGUUCCGCCUGCGACUCUUGAGAGGCAUUCAAGAAUGAGCACAUAUGAUACGACCGAGAAAGACGACAGCAUCCGCAAACGCAGCGCUACCGAGGUUCGCCAGGCCAUGACCGACAUCAAAUCCGCAGCUCUCGACAGCUUCUACAUCUCCGCGCGAUUCAGGCGCCGUAGGGAUGUUGAAAAUGGCCAUGCUUUGCUCGAGCGCUACGAGAAGUACACUCAACACAAUCCGCAACUGAUCCUCUUCGACGACAAUGGAGGCCCUCUCCUUGGACUUCAUAUCCAACGCCGAGUCUCUCGCAUUGUGAAAAUGGGGAUCGAUAUCCGAAUUUUCACUCAGCUAGAAGCUCGAACGGAAGGGAAGAGCAAGAUCUUGGAGGAUUCAUUGACGGAAUUCAAGCGAGACUGUAGAGGUCUGCGUGAUGAGAUCGCAAAGCACAUAAUACCAGAUGGCGUCAAUGUGGAGCUAGAAGCUGCACGCAUUGUUUAA
Messenger RNA from Trematosphaeria pertusa, 585 nucleotides. RefSeq lists its product as uncharacterized. Bases 1 to 585 code for a protein of 194 amino acids. The record is from RefSeq and is a predicted model, not a curated record. Lineage: Eukaryota; Fungi; Ascomycota; Dothideomycetes; Pleosporales; Trematosphaeriaceae. The transcript has a single exon.